CUGUACAAUAAAAGAGUAAGGUUAUGUGAUUAUUUGUCAAAUAACCUAGUCUUACCUUAGAUAACGUUAUUUGACACGUAAACGAAGAAUAAAGUAAAGUUACACUAUUUUGUCAAGUGUCCUGUAUAAUAUUUUGCACUAUGGCUCGUUAUUUUCGAGAAGAAGAUAUAGAUGAAUUUAGGGAAUGCUUUUAUCUAUUUGCAAGGAAUGGUCAAAUACGUACUCUAGAUGAACUUACAAUCAUUAUGAGAUCACUAGGAUUAAGUCCCACUAUCGCAGAAUUAAAUAAAUAUUUAAAGGAUAAAGGAGGGAGGAUGUCUUUUGCUGAUUUUUUGGAAGUCAUGCAUUUACAAACAAGAGCUGAGGAUCUGCCGAAGGAGGUGAUAGAUGCUUUUCAAGCUGCAGACAAAUUUAGGACUGGUACUAUACCUGCUAGACAAUUAGCACACAUGUUGCUUCAUUGGGGUGAGCAAUUAAGUAACAAAGAAGUGGAGCAAAUUUUUAGGGAAGCAAACGUAUCUCCAAAUGGGCAAGUCAAAUACGAAGACUUUGUAAAAAUAGCCUGUGCACCUGUACCUGAUUAUUAUUAAUAUCUUUUUAUUAAUA
Bombus huntii is the source of this 606-nucleotide messenger RNA. RefSeq names its product calmodulin-like protein 4. Bases 141 to 590 code for a protein of 149 amino acids. NCBI's taxonomy places the organism in Eukaryota, Metazoa, Arthropoda, Insecta, Hymenoptera, Apidae. Gene Ontology annotation, cellular component: myosin II complex. The record is from RefSeq and is a predicted model, not a curated record. The transcript is spliced from 5 exons. Gene Ontology annotation, molecular function: calcium ion binding.